[Torrubiella] hemipterigena is the source of this 669-nucleotide messenger RNA. The record is from the annotation of a GenBank genome assembly. NCBI's taxonomy places the organism in Eukaryota, Fungi, Ascomycota, Sordariomycetes, Hypocreales, Clavicipitaceae.
AUGACUCUAGCACAGAUGCUUCAUAACACAAAACCAAACGACCUCUGCGCGCCAAAUUGUAUUGGCUUUAUUGAUGACGCUGCUCAUAAUGACCGAUAUGGAUGGAUAUUCGCAAUGCCCAGAGGAUCUGAAAAAAAGGAUAACCUGAGAACCUUGCACAGCCUUCUGGGUCAGGCGAAGUAUAAGCCUACCCUAGGGGAGCGGAUAACCAUUGCAUGGAAACUAGCAUCCUCACUGCUAUACCUGCACACCGUUGACUGGUUGCACAAGGGAAUACACAGCGGCAAUGUUGUCUUCGUGUUCAACGGUGAUGAAUUCAAGACUAGCCAGCCUAUCCUAUCUGGCUUCGACUUUUCGCGACCACAGAGCAACAGAACCACAGGUCGCAGUCUUGAGCCAAAAUGGGACCUAUAUCGAUGGCCGGGCAUCCAAAAUGAAGCGCCGAAAGCAGAAACCUCCCGAAAGACAUACGAUAUAUACAGUUUAGGGUUAGUUCUACUUGAGGUGGCUCACUGGAAGCCUCUUAACGAAUUGCUCUGUCUUCGGAGGUGGCCGAUACCGUCCAACCAAGACGCAAGGACUCGAAUGUGGCUACUGGGCGAAGAUUUUCCACUGUUCAAGUCUAACCCUCUGCCUGACUUGCGGGAAGUUGCAGGUGACAGAUAUUGA